Benincasa hispida (wax gourd) is the source of this 973-nucleotide messenger RNA. RefSeq names its product putative HVA22-like protein g. Lineage: Eukaryota; Viridiplantae; Streptophyta; Magnoliopsida; Cucurbitales; Cucurbitaceae. The record is from RefSeq and is a predicted model, not a curated record.
ACGCCUUCCAAUUUCCGAAAAUUCUCAGAGGCAAAAAUCAAAAUUAAAACAGAGAUUGGUGAACGGAGCGAAAUUGAGAGGUCUCCCUGGAGUUCUAUUUGAUCUAGCUGCUUACGGACCACUUCACUGCCGCCGCCGCCACCGCCAGGCUCGGAGUUUCGGUCAUAUUGUAAUUCGUUCUUCAGCUUUCUGUGCGAAGUCCUUUAUACAAAAUGAUAGGAGCACUAAUCACCAGAGGACUCACGAUGAUUUUGGGCUAUGCCUAUCCUGCUUAUGAAUGCUACAAAACGGUUGAAACCAGCCAGCCAGAGAUUGAACAACUUCAUUAUUGGUGCCAGUACUGGAUUCUGGUGGCUAUAUUGACAAUUCUCGAGAGAAUUGGCGAUUCUUUUAUUUCAUGGUUUCCGUUCUAUGGUGAAGCAAAGUUGGCAUUCUUCGUUUAUCUAUGGCAUCCAAAAACCAAGGGAGCGAACCAUGUGUAUGAUUCGUUUUUCAGACCAUAUGUUUCAAAGCACGAACCUGUAAUUGAUCGGAACUUGUCGGAGUUGAAGCUAAAAGCCAGCGAUGCUGCAUUUCUCUACUUUCGAAGAGCUGCUUCCUACUUUCAAACUACUUUGUUUGAUAUAUUUUCUAAGAUUAAUACUGCCACUGCUGCUGCUCCUCCACCUCCCAAGCCGCAGAAGCAACCAUCAUCUCUUUCGGAAAAUAAGCAGGAAGAAGAUGACGAAGAUGAAGCGAAAAACAAAUGAGAUGGCAAUGGCAACGGCGGAAACAAUUAAGAAUACAAUAAUAAUAAUAAUAAUAAUAAUAAUAAUAAUAAUUGUAACACAAAGAAAAGCAAUUCCAAAAGAAGAAAAGCAAUUCCAAAAGAAAACUCCAUAUUGUAAAACCAUAUUAUCAACCCAAUAACGAAAACUGUAAUAAUGAAGAUCGAUUAUAUAUUAGAAGUUUCUCAUCCUCUUAUUUCUUUUAA